AUUCCUGUCGAUUUUACAACAACGUAAAAUUUUAGAUUUUAUUGAAUUAAAAAUAAUCUUCACGAAUUGUAUAAUAACAUCAUGAAUAGUAUUGGGGAAGAAUGUACCGAAUUAAAGAAAAAAUAUGACGAUUGCUUCAAUAGUUGGUUUUCUGAAAGGUUUUUAAAAGGUGACCAUGACGAUUCCAUUUGUGCUGGUAUAUUUAAAGUUUACCAAGACUGCGUCAAGAAUGCCAUGAAACAGCAAAAUAUAGAUUUCAAAGAAAUUGAUAAGGAUGUACUUGGCACAGAGAGUGAGUACAAAGCACCACCUUCCAGCAGCAGUUGACAAAACUGCUUGAUGUGUGCAUUGCAACUUGCAACUUACCACAAGAUGAUCUUUUGGAAUAAACAAGUGGAUUACAAAUCAGAAAAUAAU
Messenger RNA from Spodoptera exigua (beet armyworm), 417 nucleotides. Lineage: Eukaryota; Metazoa; Arthropoda; Insecta; Lepidoptera; Noctuidae. The record is from the annotation of a GenBank genome assembly.